Cladophialophora yegresii CBS 114405 is the source of this 1164-nucleotide messenger RNA. RefSeq lists its product as uncharacterized. Lineage: Eukaryota; Fungi; Ascomycota; Eurotiomycetes; Chaetothyriales; Herpotrichiellaceae. The record is from RefSeq and is a predicted model, not a curated record. Gene Ontology annotation, molecular function: hydrolase activity. The transcript is spliced from 2 exons. Bases 1 to 1164 code for a protein of 387 amino acids.
AUGAAUACCCACGAUGUUCGCAUGCAAGGUGCCCCUACGCUCUUACACGGAGGAGCGAAACAGCCGUCGGUCCCCUUGCGCAAUCCUUUGCAUCCUUCGGUCGUCGACAAGCUCGACCCCGCGUUUGUGAAGUUAUACAAUGACUACAUUGCCAACGGGCCUCCGUGGCCGACAGACAUAAACCUGGUCCGCCAGAAUUAUUCGGCCUUAUAUUCAUAUGCUACUGCCCCGCCGUCUGGCGUGGGAGGAAUCGGCGAGACAUCAGUGCCUGGUUGGGAGAAGUAUCCAGGGGAGGUCAAUGUGCGGGUCUAUGUACCCCCGGGUGAAGAGCCUGGACUGCGCAAAGUUUGGCCAGCACACUUCAAUUUCCAUGGUGGAGGCUGGGCUGUUGGCGACCUCGAGACCGACGCUCACAUCUGCCAUCACAUCUGCGCCUCCGUACCAUGCUGUGUGAUCGACAUCGAGUACCGACACAUCCCCGAGUAUCCUUUUCCGGUCGGGAUCAUGGACAGCCUCACAGCAGUGGCACAUAUACUAGCCAACCACAAGACAUUCUCUAUCGACUCGACCAACAUCACCUUCGGUGGCGAAUCCUCCGGCGGCACUAUUGCCCUCAUCCUGAACCACCUUUUCCGCGACGGGGGCUUCACGGACAAGCUGAAGGGUGUCAUCGUUGCGACACCUACCAUCAGCGAUGUGAGGAAGUAUGCGACGCCGGACAUGAGCCCUUGGCCCAGUAUGAAAGAGUUCGAAUUUGCCCCGCUGCUCAAUUGGGACAAGUUGAAGUGGUUCGACACGUUCAAAUGGAUGUCCUUGGCUAGCCAGAACCCAGGCAUUAAGCCGAAGGAACAAAGAAGAGACAUGUCCUGGUUCGCGGAUGCCAUGAAUGCACCGGACUUCAAGAACCUGGCGCCCGUGACGUAUAUUGCUACCGCGGAGGUUGAUCCUUUGAGAGAUGAAGCCGAAGGAUACGCGAAGAAGGUCGAGGAAGCCGGCAACAAAAUCAUCAUGAAGCGAUUCAGGGGCAUGCCCCAUCACUUCAUGCAUAUGGAUCGCGUUCUUCCACAGGCGCGGGAAUACGUCCAGGACGUUAUUUUCCAUGUCCGUCAAUGCCUCUAUCCUCCUCAAGAACCAGCUACUGCCACCACGCCACCAGACACAUGA